CCUGAGGUGAACGCUGCUUGUGUAAUUUCUCUGUUGUGUGUCUGACAUUCAGGCUUCAGUAAGACUUUCACGGCGGGGAAGCAGGUCGUCCACUAGUCUGUCAGCGUCGUCACAAAAGAGGUUUAAAAUGCUGUCGUCUUUCGUCGCGAAAAGACUGGUGACAGGGGUGUGCCAGGCAGCAUGGAGACCAGCAGUCGCAGGGCUGGUGUCAUCUCGUGGUUACCGCGGAGACUCGCCGGAUGACACCAGGAAUGACCUGAUUGAGAUCCCUUUGCCUCCUUGGGAGGAGAAACUGGGAGAGCCCACUGACAUCAAGAGACGCCGUCUUCUCUAUGAGAGUCGCAAGAGGGGCAUGUUGGAGAACUGCAUAUUGCUCAGCCUGUUUGCACAGCGAUACCUGAACACGAUGAGUGAGAGCCAGCUGCAGCAGUAUGACAGACUGAUAAAUGAACCGAGCAAUGACUGGGACAUCUACUACUGGGCAACAGAAGCUCAGCCCACCCCUGAUGUUUACCAAGGAGAUGUCAUGGAUAUGCUGAAGGAGUUCACAAAGAACCGCAACCAUGAGCAGAGGUUGGAUGCUCCCAGCUUGGAGUACCUGGAAAAGGAAAGCCAAUGAAAACCUCCUCAAAGACUCAUUUAAGGUGCGGCAGUGAGCGAACAUCAGUGCCGUAUACCUCCAGAAGCCAGCUGUGUUCCUCUAGCAACACACGGCAAAGUGUACAAAAUAUUGUGGAGUGCAAAAUAUUUGGAACACUUUACUAUCUAGUAUUGUCCUGUUUCUGCGAAAUACUCGAGUCACAGCAGUUGGUCAUUAUAGCGAGAAGAAGAUUCAUGGAAGAAGGGAAGUUUGCGGAUCGGACAAAAGCUGACCCCCAACACAAUGUUAGGAAUGUGUUAUGAAUAUUUUGCUAUCAUUGUUUUGUAAAUUUGUGAUUUAAGACUGUAAAUUAAAACUGCUCAGUGUGUGAGAUGUAUUCUGGAACAGCCAGCUUUAAUUAAUGGAUACACGCUGGUCUGUACAAUGAUUUUACUGUGCCUGUGCCAGACAUUAUGAGUUAUUUAAUAAACCUCGGUCCUCUACUGA
Toxotes jaculatrix (banded archerfish) is the source of this 1087-nucleotide messenger RNA. RefSeq names its product succinate dehydrogenase complex assembly factor 2 (gene sdhaf2). The record is from RefSeq and is a predicted model, not a curated record. Gene Ontology annotation, biological process: protein-FAD linkage; mitochondrial respiratory chain complex II assembly; tricarboxylic acid cycle. The transcript has 4 exons. NCBI's taxonomy places the organism in Eukaryota, Metazoa, Chordata, Actinopteri, Toxotidae. Bases 128 to 619 code for a protein of 163 amino acids. Gene Ontology annotation, cellular component: mitochondrion.